CUUGUUUCCAGAACAGACAGGAUGUAGAAUGGAAUUCAGUACAAGGCUCAUUUAUUCCCGGUUAAAGGCUAUAAACUUAUGUCAAGAUUUUGAAUAGCUGGGUGUCCAUGUUCCACUUCAUCAAAGAGAGAGACGGUGAAGCCAAUUUACUGCAGAAACGGAGCUCAUAUCAAAUGCCAUGAAUUUCUUACGGAGACGUUUUAGUUCAGGCGAUCUCCAGGGCGAAUUGAAGGACCGAGAGGACAAUGCCACUAUUCUAAAUUUUAAAAAAGGGCCUUCGCCCAGCGCACCAAGUUCUCCUUCUCGAUCUACAAGUGCAGGGAUCUCUCAUCCAAGUGUCAAUAAACCAUAUAAUAAAGAUCGAUGUAAGAUUCUGCUGGUUGUGGAUGAUCCCCACACAGACUGGUCUAAGUAUUUUGUCGGAAAGAAAAUUUUUGGCGACUGGGAUGUCAGAGUAGAGCAGGCAGAAUUUAGUGAAAUCAAUUUGGCCUCCUAUACAGAUACCGGAACCAUGGUAGACAUCAAAGUUACAAGGAAUGGAACAAAGGUCGUCAGGUCAUUCAAACCAGACUUCCUGCUGAUCAGACAGAGUGUAAGAGAUGCAUGUGAGGACUGGAAAAACAUUCUAUUAGGAUUUCAGUACGGCGGAAUUCCGAGUAUUAACUCUUUACAUUCUAUUUAUAACUUCCAGGACAGACCAUGGGUGUUUGCUCAGUUGAUUCGAAUACAGAAGAAGCUUGGGAAAGAGAAUUUCCCUUUGGUUGAGCAAGCGUACUACCCAAAUCAUCGUGAAAUGCUUAUCACACCUAAAUUUCCAGCUGUUGUUAAAAUAGGACAUGCUCACUCAGGUGUUGGAAAGGUCAGAGUAGCUAACCACUAUGAUUUCCAGGACAUCGCCGGCGUGGUGGGGGUCAGCCAUUGUUACUCCACGACAGAGCUGUAUGUGGAUACACUCUAUGACAUUCAUAUCCAGAAGAUUGGCAACAAUUAUAAGGCUUAUAUGAGGAAAUCCAUAUCUGGCAAUUGGAAAGCGAACACAGGAUCUGCCAUGCUCGAACAAAUAGCAAUGAAUGAAAGAUUUAGAUCGUGGGUAGACGAGUGUAGUUUAAUGUUCGGGGGACUGGAUAUGUUAGCGCUGGAAGCAGUACAAGGAAAAGAUGGAAAAGAAUACAUCAUUGGCCUUAAUGACUCGGCGAUGACUUUACUUGGAGAAAGUCAGGAAGAAGAUCGAAAACAUAUUGUAGAUUUAGUUCUGGCAAAAAUGCAACACUGCCUGAAACCUACACCGUCUCUAAGGGCAGUCAGUCGAGCUAUCAGUACAAGUGGUAUUAUGCACAAUUACAUGAACGGAAAUAGAGAGACACCUUCCUCUGCUCACCAUGACCCUCCCCCGCGACCCUCCCCACCGCAGUCUUCCCAGACUCCGCAACACCAACAGCAACAUCACCAACAACCGCAACAACAUCAGCAACAGCAGCAACAACAAAGGCAUAAUGGACCUACACCGCCGAACCACCCAGCCCAGUUUUCUAUUGGCGGAGCCUCGGCCAGGGGAACUUCCACCGAUGAAGAAGACACCAUGAAAAACUUAAGAAAAACUUUUGCUGGAAUAUUUGGAGACAUGUAGUUUAAAACUAUCUGUAGUCAGUUUAAAACGAGCAGGACAGGUUAUGUAUCAUCCUCAUUGAAUAGCAAUGAUUUUACGCGCGUGUUCACGAGUACACAAUUGUCGCAGUAAAGGGAGUGCCACUGUAGUGUAAUGUUUCGUAGUACCGUUAAUGAGUAGGUGUCUGACACCUCUAACGCUCUCAAUCAGUGACUUAUUUACAGGACUUUCUAGACAUUAUAAGCCUAUUACUGUAAAGUAGUCCUUUUAAGUUUUAAUGCGAUAUUUAGUCGUUUUAGUCUUAAAACUUUGUCUUUACCGUUAGUCCACCGAGUUCUUAAAACCUAUAUCGGCUAGAAGAUGGGCAAAAAAUAUUCUAUACAGUUUAUGAUCGAGAUAGAUAUGGUAUUUUUGUGAGUUCUAGAAUAUCAUUUGUUGCGGAAUAACGUCUGUUCCUUCCUAGCAUAAUUAGCUUGAUAAACGCGAUCCAGAGUAAUGUAUAAUUUCAGUUUAAAGAUUUAAAUUUUUCUAACAUUAAUAACUUUUUUCUCUUCAUUUUUUUCAGUUGUAGACGGGUUGUUUUUCAACUUUUAAAAUCUAUUGUGAAAAGGACAAAUCAUUUUGAAUUUGGCAACUGGUAUUUUAUGUCAAUAAGUUGGAAAAAAAUAAUUCGGAAAUACAUUUUUUGAUGAAAAAGUCUCUGUUUGUAGC
Messenger RNA from Saccostrea cuccullata (small rock oyster), 2317 nucleotides. Its product is annotated as synapsin-like. Gene Ontology annotation, cellular component: synaptic vesicle membrane; synaptic vesicle. The transcript is spliced from 13 exons. The record is from RefSeq and is a predicted model, not a curated record. NCBI's taxonomy places the organism in Eukaryota, Metazoa, Mollusca, Bivalvia, Ostreida, Ostreidae. Gene Ontology annotation, molecular function: ATP binding. Gene Ontology annotation, biological process: neurotransmitter secretion. Bases 179 to 1627 code for a protein of 482 amino acids.